GAUUCCGGUGUCGCUUUUUGUGACGUCACAAUUACCCGACUUGUAGUUCAAUAUGAGCAUUUAGUUUUUAAUGGUAGGAAAGACGCUCUUGAGGUAAAUGAAUACAAUUUUUAGCUAGCUAAACUGUAAACGUGUAGUUAUUUUUAAAGACAGCUUCUCAAGGACAUUAAACAUCUCAAUUUAGCUAAAGGUUAACUGACGUUGAAACACGUGAGUGCCAAGGCAAGAUAGCUACGUGGCUAACUCUUAUGCUGUAGACUAAAAUCUCCUUUUGUUAUUUUAUUUCAACUGCAAGCACAAAAUCCUAUUAAAGUACGUCGACUGGAGCUACUCGUAUUACUAGCACCACGAUGCAGCUGGAGCUGUCCCGUGUGGUUUACGAAGGAGCUCGUUUGGGGGUGCUGAGGGGGCUAGGCAGGACUGGGCAGCAGUCCUUGGACAUCCCAGGAUGUCUGCUAUACACUCACUUUGGCACAGUCCCCCACCUCACCCAGGACACGCUGCACACACUCAGCAACGUCCCCUCCGUCACUCAGGUCACUCUGUCCAACAUAGCAGAGCACCAAGAGGUGUUGGAGGAGUUUAAGCAUGGAUUCAGGAAGUUUGCAGGACUUCAUGAGACGUUGUUGUACUGCUCACUUCAUGACCCUGCGACUCCCUGCCCGACAGGUUACACAACCAACAAGACUGUGUCGGUGUGGGGCAGUGGUGGGCGGAUAGAGCUGACGGUGUCCAAGUUCAUGGCUCUCCAGAAGACAGUGCAACCGGACUGGUAUCAGAGCAUGGCAGACGGAGAAACCUGGCAGAUCAAUACGUCUCGCAAAAGGGUUCGAAAGUCAGUGGAUCGGACCCUGGCUCAUUUGGACGAAUGUCUGGUGCUACACCAAAAAUCACAGGAGUUGGAUGGAGUCGGGGUGCUCGGGGUGGUGGAGGGAGGAGACAUCCUGGAAGAGAGAGUACGCUCUGCCAAGGAGACGGCCAAGAGGCCCGUGGCUGGAUUCUGCCUGGAUGGCCUCCAAACAGGCUCCAUGGACCAGGCCCUGAGGACUCAGCUCAUCACUGCUGUGAUUAAAGAGCUGCCCAAUGACAAACCCAGAUUGCUGCAGGGUGUCGGACGACCUGAUGAGGUCCUGGCUUGCGUGGAGGCUGGCGUGGACCUGUUUGAAGGUUUUUUUCCAUUCCAGGUGACAGAGCGAGGUUGCGCGCUCUGUUUUAGCUUCGACUUCUCCUUGAACCCAGAGCGCACAGUGCUGGAGCCGAAUGAAGACAAGGACACAGCAGGGGAGACACAACAGAAUGGCGAUCUCAAUUGUACUGAUCAAACACAGAUGACACGCUUUGAAAUGAGUCUCAAAGACAAAAGGUAUCACGACGACUUCAGGCCUCUGGUGGAAGGGUGUGGCUGCUACUGCUGUAAGAACCACCAGAGGGCGUACCUGCACCACCUGCUGGUGACCAAUGAGCUGCUGGCUGGAGUCCUGCUCAUGGUCCACAACAUAAGCCACUAUCAAAGCUUCUUCAGCGCACUGAGAGAAGCUCUUGCCAAUGACAAACUGGACCUGCUCAAAAAGCUGGUGCUUGGAGAGGGAGGCUGGCAGACUGAAAGAAAGGUGUAAUUUAAAAGAGUUGGAGGGAUAUCUGGAGGAAUUGCGCUUUUCAACUGGGAUGAAAUGGCCAGAGGCUUUACUGUGCAACGUUUUUACAGAAUGAAGAGUAAUAGUAUACAGAGACCUUGAGAAUGACUCUCUCUCUGUGUGGUUAAAGCCACAACUCUGUUGAAAAGAAGAGGAUAAAAGGAACAGAUAAAAGUUUGUGUGUCAGGUUUGUGCAAGAAGAACCAGCCCUUUAAAUUUCUGUGUUUUCUGAGCAAAUAACCAGGAUGCUAUCAAGGUUUAGAGACAGAAGUGUGUGUGCGUGCACUCUCUGAAUUAAUCUGUAUGAAGCAGAAACUGUGAGGAUGGACAGUGACUUCUUAUUGUGGCCUCUCAUCGACAGCAGCACAUUCUUGAGAUUGAUUAAUCAGUAAAAAGUAUUCCCUAAAUCCA
Melanotaenia boesemani (Boeseman's rainbowfish) is the source of this 2045-nucleotide messenger RNA. RefSeq names its product queuine tRNA-ribosyltransferase accessory subunit 2 (gene qtrt2). Gene Ontology annotation, molecular function: tRNA-guanosine(34) queuine transglycosylase activity. The record is from RefSeq and is a predicted model, not a curated record. NCBI's taxonomy places the organism in Eukaryota, Metazoa, Chordata, Actinopteri, Atheriniformes, Melanotaeniidae. The transcript is spliced from 8 exons. The coding region runs from base 351 to 1616 and encodes 421 amino acids.